CCUAAUUCUAACCUCCUCCCUGUGCCUUGCCUCAAUCCACUCGCAGCAAUUGAAACAUUGAAGUCUCCUUCUCUUCGCACAACUCCACACUCUUUUAUUAUUAUUAUUAUUUCACUUGGGAUUUUGCGAUUUGCAAAAAACCUUCUUUUUUUCCUUUUCCUGUACUUGCGCUGCCGCUCCUGGCUCUCCAGGGCCGCAUUUUUGCGUUCUGUGUUAUAGUUGUUCUCAUCAAAGUUUAUAGAAAAACCCGGUGGUUGCCCAAUUUGGCCUGUACGAAAGCUUUUGGUGUUGUAACAACAGUAACAUGGAUGAUUACCGUUUUCGCGCUCAGCAAUCUCCAAGAAACGAAGCGCCGAUGAAUUCUCUUGUCUCACCGCAGAGAAAUGGCAGGCCUAUGCCUCCGCCAGUCUCGCAAGAUCCUCGAACAACUUUGCCUCGACGAUUCACCACCGACUCGGGGCGUGUACCAACAUUGUCCACUAUAUCCACGCAGCGAUUGCCGGAACCCCAAGAAUAUACUGCCACCCAGUAUAAAGUACAAUUGUUAGAGAAGAAGAAAGUCGAGUAUGAAAAGCUUCGAGAGCAAAAACGGCGAUUCGAAGCCGAAAUGCAUAAGCUAGACCAGCAGCAACGGCGGGAUGAGUUUGAUAUUGCUCAGAUGCAGGAAGAUUUAGGUCGGGGGAAUGGGAUAGGCAUGACGGGUCAUCAGUCCGAGCCGACGACGCCUCCCGAGUAUCGAGAGACAAGCUCGGGAUUCCCUACUAUGUUCUCUCGUCCUAAUCGAUAUUCGACCCCGAGCCUCGGUUUGGUGUCUCCGCCAGGACUUUUCAACCGACCGGGUAGAUCUGGUUCGCAAUUAGCAUCUCCUCAGUCCGGCCUUCUUCAAUCGCGUUUCUUUGAUGAUCCUUUACCGUCCCGUUCCGUCCCGGGUUCACGAAGAAAUAGCGACGAGGACGAGAAGGAAGAGGCACUUCGUCAGGAUCCCACGAGUCAUCGAUCAACUAAUGCUCUCAAUCGAUAUUCUAUGCCUGUUACUCGUCGUGGUAAUCUUUACGACAACCUGGAUCAGACCAACACAGCUGGUUUCUUGUUCAGGGACGACGAAUCAUCAAUGGAUUUGAACAGCUACGCCAGCAUUGACGCUGGCGAGGAUCCUUUUCCUCAACUCUAUGCCCAGAAGGGCAAUCCCAAUAUCCUCUCUGCCUCAUCUGCAGCAGUCGAUCUUGCAUCUCACCGUGCUAGUGGCGAAGCUACACCCAACAACGGCUGGGGAUCCAUCUCUCGUCACCGACAGCAGCAAAGCUUGUCUACUCUAGGAUCUUCUCAGAUCAACACUCCUGACACCAUGAGCCAGGCUGGAUCUACCGAGGCCAGUUCGGUCGCUACUCGACCUUUCCGUCACUCUCUGGACAUGAAUCAGUACCGCGAGGCUAACGCCGAGGUUGCCACUACUGCAACUAUCCCGUCCUCGUCUGCCCAAGUCUUGUCAACUCCUCCUAAGUUGCAGACUUCAUUCUCUACUAGCGAUGCCUCUACUGGAAAGAACGUCGCUAGUGCUACCAUGACUCCUUCUAGCAAUGCCAAUGCCCAUGCCCAGCAGCAUUUCCACAACCACAACGCGAGUAUUGGUCGAUACCCUCCCGGAGCAGUCAAGCGUCACAGCCGUGAGCUAUCAAGCGACAACCUGACCGCUGUUACUCAGGCCGGUGCCCCAUUCCCUUCGAUCCAGUCGCAACUCCAGGGCGGUGCUCCAGCAUUUGGUCCUAUCGCCUCUAGCCAGGCUGGCAUUCAAUCACCUGUGUCUGCUGGCGCAUCCUCUUCGUCGCCAUCUAACAUUAGUCCUUAUACUCCAUUCUACAAUGGAUAUGGUCCACAGAAUGGCGGUAAUGGUUACGGUAUGAACAUCUUGGCAUUGGGUAUGCAAGGUAUGAACCUUGGAAACUACCCUCAGAACUAUCCCGGUUAUGGACCGGUCUACCAGAAUCCUGGCCAGCAGAGAGACUCGCAGCAACGUGUGAUCCAGCAACGACGCGCCCAGGAGAACGAAGCUAUGAAUAGAUUCGCAGGUAUGAGCAUUGAGUCGGUAGUUGGUACUAUCUACAGUCUCUGCAAGGAUCAGCAUGGCUGCCGAUUCCUUCAGAAGCAACUGGAGAAUAGAAUUCCUGAGCAGGUUCACAUGAUUUGGUUGGAGACUAAUCAGCAUGUUGUCGAACUUAUGACAGAUCCUUUUGGUAAUUACUUGUGCCAAAAGCUUCUUGAAUACUGCAACGACGACGAGCGUACGGUGUUGAUUCAGAACGCAACUCAAGAUAUGGUCAGAAUUGCACUCAAUCAGCACGGAACGAGAGCCUUGCAGAAGAUGAUCGAGUUUGUCAACACUCGUACCCAUAUCAACCUAAUCAUCGAAGCGUUGCGAUAUCGAGUCGUCGAGCUUAUCCAGGAUUUGAACGGCAAUCACGUCAUUCAGAAGUGUCUGAACAAAUUCAGCGCUGAGGAUGCCGAGUUCAUCUUCAAUGCCGUUGGCAAUCACUGCAUCGAAGUCGGUACUCAUCGCCAUGGCUGCUGUGUUCUCCAGCGAUGCAUCGACCACGCAUCAGGAGAUCAGAAGUUGUGGCUGAUCAACAAGAUUACCGAGAAUGCCACACGACUAGUGCAGGACCCCUUUGGCAACUACGUCGUCCAGUACAUCAUCGACUUGAACGAGAGUAUAUUCACUGAGCCUUUGAUCCAGCAAUUCCGAGGCAAGAUCACUCAGCUAUCACGCCACAAAUUCAGCUCGAAUGUCAUGGAAAAAUGCCUCCGCUGCGGUAAUGAUGAUUCUCGGGACAUGAUGGUCAGCGAGCUUCUCACCCCAGGAGAGAUGGAACGUCUUCUCCGCGACAACUUUGGCAAUUAUGUUGUUCAGACCGCUCUCGACCAUUGUACGCAACACAUGAAGAUUCCGCUUGUCGAGGCAAUCCGACCCAUCAUCCCCACUGUGAGAACCACGCCCUACGGUCGACGUCUCCAAGCCAAGAUCCAACAGCACGAUACCCGCAGCGGUAACACCGGCGGACAGACCACCCCUACCGAUCCGACUGGAGGUCAAAUCACACUUCGCCCUUCCCAAUCACGCCCGCUCAUGAACCAGGCCAUUGACGCGCCGGCUGGUACUUACAUGAACGGCUCCAUUCCUAACGGCAUCGGCGGUCCUCGUGCUAGAAUGGGUUACCCAUCGCACAAUACCAUAACGGUACCUGGUGUCGCGACCAGCGCUCCUCCGCAGCCUCCUAGAUUGACGACAUUCUCCACGUUCCCUGGCGCUGGCGGUAACCCCGAAUUUUUUUAGAUACGCCCCUUGCCUAUAGCGGUCACGAUACUUGUAACGGUAUGAUAUAUGAAUUCGGACGAUAGUUAUUUCGGGUAGCUCUCUACCUGGUCGUCGAUUAUACGAUCUGUGGCCCUACGCAAGAACGAAUGAGACGUUUACUACGAGCUUGACGACAUCGCGUUUCCUUUUCCUUAUAACAUCAUGACAUCACCAUUUUCCUUCUACGCUGGACAUUAGUGCGCAAAAAUUAUUUGCGUUAUCGAGAGUCAACACUGGCGCCCAUGGUUCUCUGGGUAACUCUGUACAUUAAGCACUCGAUGAUUCCCGACUCUCGAUACUCGUCAUAAUCAAGGCCAGCACGCUACAGUCACAUCGACCCUAAUCGUAGCCUGCGCCUUUGUACACCGAACACACCUACCUCAGCAUAG
Molecule: messenger RNA, 3738 nt
Organism: Annulohypoxylon maeteangense
Lineage: Eukaryota; Fungi; Ascomycota; Sordariomycetes; Xylariales; Hypoxylaceae
Product: ARM repeat-containing protein
Exons: 6
Coding region: 305-3328 (1007 amino acids)
Biological process (GO): post-transcriptional regulation of gene expression
Cellular component (GO): cytoplasm
Molecular function (GO): mRNA binding
Source: RefSeq, a predicted model, not a curated record